Messenger RNA from Ostrea edulis (European flat oyster), 8123 nucleotides. RefSeq lists its product as uncharacterized. Lineage: Eukaryota; Metazoa; Mollusca; Bivalvia; Ostreida; Ostreidae. The transcript is spliced from 15 exons. The record is from RefSeq and is a predicted model, not a curated record. Bases 197 to 4228 code for a protein of 1343 amino acids.
CGGUUUCCAUAUCUUGGCAAUAUAAACUGUUGAAAGUUUUAUUGUGAAUCUCUUGAUGCAUAUCAGAUUUAUUGCUCUAGUUUUCAAAUAGCAAAAAUCCGUAUUAAAGAAUUAUUUUAACUGGUUUACUGUCGAUAUUCAGCGACACGGAUUACAUCUACAGCAUAUCCACCCGGAACCCCUCAUAUUACAUUGAAUGCUGGGUAAUAAUAAUCUAUGGCUAAGUAUGGACCCCAAUCAGUGGAGGAACUUUAAUCUUCCGUAUGGACAGCCGCCCCCUGUUGGUUUGGGUUCAGGGCCCCCACGACUGGAGAUGGGACCACAGCAGACUGGAUUCACUUCAGGGUUUGGACUUCCACAAGGUCUGUCAGGUCUGCCCAUCUCUCCUCACCAUGGUGCUCUAGAGAAUCCUGCUGUAGGUGCUUUUGGACUGCCGAAAGUGUCCCCCCAAACAGCUUUUUCAGACAAUUCCUUGCUGAGGUCUCCUAUCACAGAGCCUCUCUCGCGUACUAUCUCAUCACAUUAUGUAUCUGAUGCCUUAAAAAACAGCCAUGAAGUUGAGAGAGGACUACUAAGUUUAAUGAACUCGAACCAGCUCUCUUUAGAAUUGCCCGGGCCACCUCCUGCUCACUCUGGUACCUUAAAUCAGUCUUUGUCUCGAAAUCCUUUGGCAGCUGAAAACCUUAUUCAUGAUCAACCUUUCUCCAUGAAACUACAAAACCAACCUGAACCUUUGAAGAUAUCUGUUUCUUCAUCAAAAAUUGAAUACAGUGAGAUGAGAAGUCCUACUAGUUCGCUUCUUUAUGGCAUAUCAAGCCCAGGACUGGAGGACCGUUCUCAUUCACAAACCUCAUAUGCUGUAUUUUCAUCAACGCAAACAUCUAAACCCGAGCAAUUCAGUACCACCCACAGUAUGAACUAUGAUCCUGUGAGUCCUGUUUCUGAUGCAGGGCAACAAAAUGAGGACUUCACUCAUUUAGACUUUCAUGAUCUGACUCAUGUUGAUCACACAAGAAACUCUCUGAAACAAAGUCAGAACUCUGUAAUGAUGCAGCACAUGAAUGUUCCUAAGUCAGCAGCACAAGACUUAGGACCAGAUCAGAAUUCCUAUGUAUCGAGCCAUCAAUUCAUGCACGGAUCACCUUCGAUACAUAGUAACCAUGGUAUCCCAAGCCCUCUCCAUCAGUCCCCUCACAAUCUCAGUCCCCAUGUUUCCUCGACCCGUGAAAGUCCACAACUACAACAACCAACAUCUACCAUGAUGUCAUCAUCCCCAGUACAAGCAGUGGCAGAUUCUACUACAAAGAGUAAGAAAUCAAAACUUCAUAAGCGUAGGUCCAGGGAUGAAGGGCCGUUAGCCAGAAAUCAGUUUCAGGAUAAUCAACUGGAUUGUGUAAACUCCUUGGAUUACAGUAUCCCGGGGGAUUACUCUUACAGUGCCCCUAAGAACAGAACAGAUAGUCCUCAGAAUCUGAAUUCAUUCAGCCCGCAGUCAUACAGCCCACACAUCCAACAACAACAGCAGAUGCAAGGAAACUAUCCCCAGAACAUUCAAAAUAUUCAAAAUGGCAGGCAGUCAAGCUGUUCAAUACGGAAUAACAACUCCCCUGUAUUAAAUGACUAUAGCUCACUAACACAGACAGUGAUUAGAACUCAAAGUGAUCCUACUAAUGCUACAUCUCAUUCAAUGGACAAUCCCUUGAUUAAUCAUAGUAUGAACACCAGCAUGAAUUCUAUGAUGUUACCCAACACACUUCACUCAGGGGGCACACCCUCCAUGGCUGCUCAAGGUCUUAGUUCAUCAAACUCCAUGCAUAUCUCCUCCAUGCAGAGACCGUCAGUGGUUGAGCAUGAGUCCAAUAUAAACUAUAGCUCUAAUUGUGGGAAUGCCGUGAAGUCUUCCCUUGGGAAUUCCCUGGGAAUGCAGGCUUUAGUUGUUGGAGACAAUGAGUACCAAGUGUCAUCAUCUGAAAGCAACAUGUAUGGGGAUAUGGACAGUUUUAGUAAUAGGUUUGACAUCAAUGGCUCUUGUCUUGGAUAUCAGGAAAGCCAGAGGAGAACGUCCACCAUAGAUGAGGAUGCUUUGUCAAGCCUUAUAGGAGGGCACUCGGCUCCUAGCCAUUACCCUACUACACUUCCUCUGAUGCCAGAGCAAGCCUCUGGGUCUGAAGUGUGGAACUGUGUUCACGAUGGUAUGACCUCCCCAUCAAAAACGGUGGCAGCCAAGCCUGAAACAGAUGAUGAGUUUCUUCAUCUUCAAAAACCUCCCACCACCUCUGUUGUAGAUAAACAGACUCAAAGGAGUAACAGUCUAUUUCAGAACCACACACCGAAAAUUAACAACCAUCCACUCCCUGUGCAAAAACCUGAAAUUAAGACUAACCCAAACUCUGGAUUUCUGAACUCUUUUCUGAGCUUCAUUCAAGGAAAGAAGCCAGAAACCUUAUCAAGUGUAAAUACCUCGGUUGUGAAACGACCAGAACUGCCAAAAUAUAUUCCAGAACCUCCAAGACCCAAACCAACACAAAAAGUAGAGAGAAAAUUCAGUAGUGAUAGUGGCUCACCAAAGCAUGACACAUACCCCAGUUCUCAGUACUCUCCAUCCACUUCUCAGGCCUCCACAUUGUUUUCAGAUGAGGAGGAAUCGACUAACACAAAUACCAGCAAGGUGCAAGGGAUUGUACAACAAAUCAGUGAGGAUGGCAAGCCAAGUCUGAAAAUGAAAAUUAGUCUGGGAAGGGGUCAGGGUCGGGGGUCGGAGAUUGUCAAACGCAAGGCAGACCUUCUAAAAACCACUAAGCGCAGGAAUUCAAAAGCCAUAAAAAAGAAACGCAGGGAUGAUUCUGAUGAUGCAUAUGUGAUGUCGUCUGGUGAUGAGGCUGACUAUGAGGAUUUUCCACCCGAAGCUUCAGUCCCAGAAAAGCCCCCAUCACCAUCGGUUCCUAAAAGGCAGCUGUCCUCUCGGAAGGCCAAAGAAAGGACACAGCAGAAGAAGAAGUAUGUGGAGUCGGACAGUGAUGAUGAGGUCCUGGGUCCCAUCGUUCCAUUCAGCAGGAAGCCCCCGGCUGAGGAGGAGGUGUAUGAUUCAGACCGUGACCCAGACUGGGCACCAUUCGCCAUUGAAGGCAAAAAAGAACCAAAGGUCAAAUCACGAAAAGGAAGAAGGAGGCGCAGUUCCAAUCGACAAUCUCUAGAUACUGAGAAUGAGGAUAUUGAUCUCCUGAGGAAAAAAGCAAGGACAUUCAUUGCUACAGAUCAGAAACCCACUGUGACGGAGAUUAAACCAGAGAAGUCCGAGCCAUCAGCUCCAGAUCCCAUGUUUCCCCCUCUCCCAGUGUUCAGGGUAGGUGAUUUUGUGAUGGCCAAAACGGACAUGAACAAUUUUGAAUGUUUUCCUAUAUGGAAGAUAGACCCAGGCAAAAUGAUGAAAAAAUACGAAUUGUUUACAGAAAGGGGAAAGAUUCUUCACAUGGCCACCUGUACAUAUUCUAGUUGUUUGCCAAAGAUGGACCUAGAUUACAUCCCAAUCAAAGUAACCACUGUAAAGAAUGAGAGGGAUGGCCAUGUUGUAGAGGUGUGUGAAGCUGAUCGACCCAAACCCAAGCUGGACUCGAGCUUAGAAAAUGAGUAUGAAGAAGACCCAUUGGCAGACAUGUUCAAUGUGUAUCUGCAGAUUUUCCUCAGUCGUGCCUUAGAGCCAGGAUUUCUUAUGGCAAUAUUAGACUCCAAAGAGGAGUUUUACAUAGGACCUCUUACCAGUAUUGAUGAUUUGAUUGACAAGAAGCUGAUUGAAAUUGAUGCAAAGGUGCAAUGGAAAACCAAAUUCAAGAAUGCUCUUCAAUCUAAGCCUCAUAUAAGAGAAUUGGAUCGUCCCAAUCUCAAUUUAGCAUGCCAAGCAUGUCGCUUUGCCAAUGAGCCUGCUGUGAAAUCUGUCCACCUUUUUGGUCAGUCAUAUGAUCACAAAACACUGGUGGAGAACAAGGCAACAGUUGUAGAUGCCAGCAUAGAGUUUCUGAUUGGGAAGACAGCUUCACCUCAUGUCAUGCCGUAUCACAGUCUGUAUCAUUUUAAGUACAACUUGUCCAAACGAUGUCAAGCCAAGGUUGACAUUUUAAGACAAGGCAACAGCAAGUUGGCCAAUCCUGAAAUUCUCGACAAGUGUCUCAAUAACAGGACUUGGGUGCUCAAGAUUUUUGAUGAUCUGAAAAACCUGCUGGAAAAGGGAUAACUACAUUCCUCCCCAAUUUAGAUAGCAUCUGCGAAAGAGUGAGAGGGUGAGAUACUCCAAUCUAGUCACAGUCCAGCCUACUGAUAACGGGGACCAACGGAUGAACUUGGCGUGUCACAAAAUAAUGAUAUCUCCAAUAUACCAAAGUUCGAGAAAUAGCAGAGUUAUUUUUAUUAUUUUUUUUCCAUCUUAAGGUUGUCCAGUUUGUUCUUACAUUUGUUGUUUAUUGUGUAUGUUAGAGGGUACACUUAUUAAAUCUUAACUGCUUAUAGUGCCAUAUGUACAGAUAGAUGUAUACAGUUUUAGCUAGCAUAUCGAUCUUGGUGUAAAUGAUUGAGUUUUUAGUCAGUGGUACAGAAUGUAGGUCUGCAAAUGAUUGCAGGAAUCAAAAGAUAACAAUUGGUAGGGGAAAUGAUGCACUGCCUGAAAAGUAUCAGCAACAUACGCAUUCGAUAGAUAAUUCUGUACAGUCUUUAGUUUCAACUUCACAUUAGAAAUUAUAUUGCUCACUGUCAUAUACCCUAAUCCUAUCAGAGAAUAGGAUUAAAUUGAGUUAGCUGACUGUAUGAAGGAACUAUUACUGUACUUAGAUUCUGCAGCCAUGUUGAUGAGAAAGUUCAGAAUUAUCUGUUGUUUUCAUUUCAUAGUGCAUCUUUCCCUGUGAUAUUCUAUCUUGUACUGCAGUGACAGGGUACCUGUAUUGAAGUACAGCGUUUCCCUGUAAUAUUUUAUCUUGGACUGCAGGAACAGGGUACCUAUAUUGAAGUAGUCGGCUAUAUUCGUGUCAGCGUUUCACUUGUUCUUUUUAUGUUCUGUGUAGUGGUUAAUGUGUUUCAUCAUGGUCUACACUUACAUUACCUGCUUGUAUUGCCUGCCACAGGGUUACAACCCCAAGGCUCUUUGUUCAAAAUAAAACUACAAUAUAUCAGGUCAGCUAUAAGCUGUUUUCAUUGUGUUACUGGGUUUCUUUUUGUUUGUUAGUUUCAUGGUUGAAAUUUAUUUAUUACAAACAUUCUUGGUGUCUGUAUUUUGUAACCUUGAGGGCGCUACCCCAUUCCUGGAGUGGAACCCUAGAGGUGUGGUUCUCGUGCAUAAUGAUUUGAUUAGAUCAGAGUUAUGGUGAAAUGUGCUACCGAUAUAAAAUAAAUGUACCUCUGCUACAUAUCUGCAUAAUUUGUCCUCAGACUGAAACCCUGAAGGGGCCACGACUUAGACCCUGUAUAAAUUUUCUCUUUCUAGAUUGUACUUAUAGCUCCCUGCAAUUUUUAAAUACACAUAGAUUUUUGCAUGAAAAAGCAUAUUUGUCUUCUUUUAAACCAAAACAUGAGAAAAAAGUGAACUGUUUAGAUUUAAGAAUAUCUAGUGACACUGCAUGAUCAAUUUAUACUGUUGUUUAGCCUCAAUUUUUACUUUGAUUACUGCUUUCAGUGUACAUACUGCUUUCUAUGUAGAAGAUCCAAGUAGGACUAUCUUGUUAAAGAAGACCAAAUGAAUGCAUCUGUAGUGCUACCAUCCAAUUAAGGGUUUUUUGUCGGGCAAAAUUUCUGAAAGUAAUCAUUGAUUCUUGUUUGCAUUUUUCUAUUAGAAUAUUCAGUGAAGUAUGCAAGAGAAUGGAAAAUAUUAGCAUGUAUAGAUGAAAGUAUUUUGAAGUCCAAUAAUGACAGAAAAUGUGGCCAUGUGUUUAGAAGCAGAGAAAGAAGUGCAUCCCAGAUUGUCUGAAAUGUGCGGUUAAACAUCUGAUGUUAAUUUCAUGCUGAGGAAUGUUUAGGGCCUAUGAUGUCAUUAGUCUCAGAAAAUGUGAGGAAGCAUUUAGUAAACUGCAAGAUAGUGUACAAUUUAUCAUCAAAUGAUCAGCGUGCAUCUUUCAGCACAAUCUCAUAUUACGCCAUAGCUCAGAAAGCACUAAGAAGUCUCUCAAAGGAAUACACAUUCUAGCAUUUGUACUCGUCAAGAGAAUGAUAUUGGAGUCUUAUACACCACUCGGGAUGUUGUAAGGAGGAGCGACGAAGCAUGAAAUUAGAUCUGCAGCAUCAGCAAUAAAUUUUAAACAGUCUAGCUCAUUUUCUCAUCUUCUAUUUUUGUUAAAUAUUAAAAGGAAUAAGUGUGAUCAUUUACCUGCACAAAAGACUACCUGUUUUUAAAAACUGCAUGGAGUUGUAUACACCCUGUCGGAGGAUGAGCUGAUAAACUGGUGUCCAACGAUAAACUGGUGUCAUACAAUGAACUGGUAACAUACGAUAAGCAGGUUUCAUAUGAUAAACUGGUGUCGGACGAUAAACUGGUGCCGUAAGAUAAACAUGCUGUAGUCAGAUAUUUAGGAGGAAAAUGCAUUGAAUAAAGUCUUCAUGCAUAAAUUACAAAAGUAAUAAGUUGUCUUUUGGAUCAAGUUAUUUGAUUUAUGCUGUUUUGUUCACCUUUAACCCACUGUCCUCUUUUGUGAGAAGACUUGUAUAAGAGCAAACAAUUUUAGUGCGACUGUUUGGAUCCAUUUCAGAUCACGGGUUGCUUAUCGAAGUCCAGUGACCUUCACACUCAGCAUUUGUUCAAUUUGAAAACAAUUGGCAAAUUCAAAAUAGCAAAGGGAGAAUAGAAAGUUUAUUUCUUAAAAGUUGUCUCUGGAGUCAAAUGAUGAAUUGUUGAUUCAAAUGCAUUAUCAUGUCCAUGUAACUAAAAUUUAGAAUAUCUCUAGUGACUACCAGGACUAGGUAUGGGUCACCAUGGUUGUUUGGCAUUUUACUUAGAAUACGUAGAAAUAUCUUGUAAAUCUGCUCGGUAGAAUGUAAUGUAUUGGCAAUAUGAUAUAAAGAACAUGCAUUUGUAUCAUGAAUAUAUAGAACGAAGGGGAUUUGUGGAGUCUGCUUUGUACAAUUCUUGGCAGGAGGGGCAGGGUAACGCUUAGGGCUUUGAAUGGGACACUGUAAAUGGGGAUAGAAAAUCUAUUCAGCUUAUGAAAAUAGAUUGUCAUAUUUUUGGGGAUGACCUUUCUUGUACAUCUUAUACUAUCUUUAGCCAUCUUAUGUAAAACCUUUUCGUUUGUUCUGAGAAAGGGACAUGUUGAACCCCCAAAAAAGGACAAUUUAAUUGUUUGCGUUGAUGGUCAUUUUAGUGCUUUAUAUGAUUUUGUAUCUGCUUUGUAGAUCCGACUCGUUAAGAAUUGUGUAUAAGACAUUAAAUUGACUCCUGGGUGAUGGAAUACAAGGUGCACCUAAAGAAUGAAGGAGUCGGACUAGCCUGUGAGGUCGGGCUAGCUUUGUGGCCUGUGAGGUUGGGUUAGCUUUGUGGCCUGUGAGGUUGGGCUAGCUUUGUGGCCUGUGAGGUCGGGCUAGCUUUGUGACCUGUGAGGUCGGGCUAGCUUUGUGGCCUGUGAGGUCGGGCUAGCUUUGUGGCCUGUGAGGUCGGGUUAGCUUUGUGGCCUGUGAGGUCGGGUUAGCUUGUAUGUGAGUCUUAAAAAAUCCAGCAUAUACUAUCACAUUUCUUUCAUUGUUAGUGUUUGAUUGCUAAAUCUGUGUCAUCCAAAUGCAUGAAAAUGUUUUAAAAUGAAUGCAACUCAAUAUUUAUAUUUUAUACUUGUAUAAUUGAUUAAUUGUAGAUUAUCAUUGUAUCUCAUUGUCCAUCACAGCUAUCUUGUACACAUUAUGACCUAGAUUUCCAUCUCGUGAUGGAUUGUACUAUACACGAAUUCUGUGACCCAUGCUGAAGAUUUACAUGAUGAUGUGCUUGGUGACAUUGUUACUAUCACUGCAUGUUUCACCAAAACUGAGAAAUGUGUCAAUUGUUUUAAAUUAAAUGUUUUACAAACUUGAUAUAUUUGAUUUUAAUAUAUGUUACUCUAUGAAAAAUGUUAUAAUGGUGAUAUCAUUUAUAUUUGAAUACCUGGAUUAAAUAAUUCAUUGAA